AGAGAAAGAGAUGGAGAGAGGGGUAUAGAGAAGGAUUGACAAACUUGUUCAGUGCAUACAAACUCGUGGUUUUGCAACAAAACCGCCAAGCUCCAUGCAUACCAGAGUAAAUAGGUACUUGAAAGGGGGUCUCGUGAGUGGAGUGGUAGGGCCAAGACACCGGUUUCUUUACCCCUGUAUUGUAUCCUCACUACCCUCAUCAGCGCCAGUGGAGUCGGUAUAGACACUAGCCGCGGGAGAUUGGUGGAGGUCACUGCAGUUGACUGUGGGAAACAGAGAAGGGAUUUUGGGCAACCUCUCAAGUGCACCCAUAUCUCUCCAUGGAUUUGCUAAAGUAAUUCCUGUUGAAAAAGAACAGCUUUUUGCACCCAGUUACAACAUCGUGGAGCUUCUCUUUAGUGCUACCAUUUUGGUUUAAUGCCGUACUGGUAACAUUCUCUUCAGGAUACCACCGCACAUGCUAGAGUAGUGGGGGAAGUAAACCUGUUGAAAACCAAGUGGUCUCGCUCCAAUCUUGCGCUUAUCAUCGCUGAUGCCCCCAUUCAUUUAUUUGGCUUGUGGACGAAUCUCCUAACAGGUCCUAUUAUUUUUGGAUUGCAGUGUUUGAUCCAACGCUACCAGCGUAUGCACAAACUACCAAAUUACUUUCUUAAUUUUAUUGCUGUGGAUUACGGAUUAGCAAGGGCUUCUUCUAAGUUACGUUUACUCGAUUUGGAGGAUUUUUUUCUGCCAGUACAUUUGUUCAGAUCCUGGAAAUCAUCAUUAAAAUAUCUGAUUAAUCCUGUAAUCAUUACAUGGACACCAGAACUUUACACACAUGGGAAAUAUCUUCAUGAAUCUACCAUAGCACAGAGAGAGCAGGGAUCAUUUUGCCAGGAUUCAGAAUUCAAUUCAUGAAUUUUGUAGAGAAAAGGGAUUUCUAUUUAUCAUUCUGUGAACUUUUCACUUCUAUGAAGUUCAUUGUAUAUUCAAGAAAAAAAUACCCUAGCUAUUAAACCCAGCUAGAUUUUGAAUCACACACAUGGACCUGGAGAGCGUCAUAAUUCAUCCCAUUCAGAAAUUUGUGAUGUAAAAAGAACGUAUCCAGUGAUUUCUUUUUUUUUCUUUGGCUGUUGAAAGGUGAUUGCCCACGGCUUCUGUGAUUUCAGAUGAAAGAAAGUCAUCAUCAAAUCUAACCACAAGGGCAGAUUCGGAAGAUUACCAAUUUCAUUUUUAGUUUAUCUGCUCGUAAAUAUUCCUUUUGUGACUCGAAAUAGACUGGAUCGUGGUAAAAAUCUUGUUGGAGAAUUCUAUAUGAGACAACAUUAUAAUUGUUGAUGAAUACCACAUUGCCAUGGUGAUUUUGAUUCAUGGUAGAAAAAGUCUUGGAGAAUGCCGAAUGAGUGAAAAUUGAAAUAAUUCAUCAAAUCGUAGUUGAAAGAAAGAUUGCCUAAUUCUUCUCUAGGAACCAAGAAUUCUUGAAACCCAACAGCCAAAAUUCCAACCAUCAAUUGUAUUUAAACAGUGGAAUCAUUGUUGAACUUCCAUUUUCCCCAUCUUCUCAAGUUCAGACAAUUUGUAUCCUGGCCACAACUUUGUUUUUACAGAGUUUGCCUUUUCCCCCAAGUGUAAUUCCAGCGGAGAGGGUGAAAUCGGAGCUGUAUCAUCAUCAUCCAUCCCGCAUCCAUAUUUCUGGUAGUUGAGUGUGCUGGUGUUACUGGUGGUUCAGUUCAUUGAUGACUGCCUUGUGUGGAAUGCAUGGAGGAAAAGAUUUAUUGUGCUUUCUAUGAGUAAAGAAGGAAAUAGCAUCUGUGGGUUAAUCUCUGUAAGCACUCUAGGAAUUUCUACCACUACUACUUCUUCUGUUAUCAAAGAACAUCUCCCAUAACACAAUACCUCUAUGGCUGAUGCUGGAGGAAUACAUCUCUAACAUCUGUGUGUCUGGAAUAUAUGUUUUUGGAAAGUUCAACCUCCUAUCUAUAAAUCGAAAAAUAAUGAAAUCAGUUAUAAAUUUGUAAUUCAUUCUUCUACAUCAAGCCAAAAGGGGCGUUUUACUUGGCCUGUUACCCCCAAUAAGGAAGCGGUAACCUUCAGGAAACAAUUGACUUUACUCCUAGAUUAGAGGAAAUGGUUACACUUAAACUUCAGGGAAAUAUCCAUACCAGUACCAAGAAUUGACAUCCUGCACACCAUUUCAGAUUUGUGAAGGGGACAAGCUACAUCCCACACAAGUUGAAUGAGUUUUGAUCUCCUGACCUUACUGAAGACAUUGUUUAGCCCAUGUUGUAGAUCCAUGUAUUGCCGAAGUGAAGGUUGGUUGGAUUUCAAGUAUCUUCAGAUGCCAGAUAGACACAUCAAAUCGGUAACCAGUAACAUUUUUACAACGUGCACCUGUUCUUAAAAAGGAAGUAUACUUGGUGAAUGGUAUAUGAUUUUGUAAAGUGGAAGAGGUUUUUCUACUAUUGUGUACUACCACUAUUAAGGAGAUGCUUCAGACAAUAUUGGUAAUCAUUGUGAAACCAGGACCCGGAUGCACUUCAAAUGACAGACACAUUUCAGCUCAGUUGUGAAAGAACCAAUUGAGACUGUUCCAUAUUUCAUAAGGACGUCUUGAAUGAAUGUUUUGAGAGAAUCAUUCUGUGCACUGAUUGCUUUUGAAGAUGUUAAUCAAUAAAUAAAGUCAUAAAGAUAUUUUUACAUUACAUCCUGGAUUCUCCCAAACUAGACCAAACAUGAUACAUUGCGAAAUGAUAUCAGAUUGAUUUUGUCCCCCAGAAACUCUGCUAAGUGGAUUUACUUUACAAUCCCCUCCUCUCCUUCACCCCCUGCUUCCCCCAGCGAUUUGAAAUUGAGACUCGGCUUCGAUUAGCUAUUACGUGCUGGUCUUCCAAACAAUAUUUCUUCUCCUCCUCCCCUAACCCAAGGUGGGGAUUUAAGAACAUAGGGUAUUAACCCACCCCCUCUUAUGUCGUCACAUGAAAUGUACCCAAACGGAAUUCAAUUACCAGACUAAACAACUUGUCUUCCCUCCCACUACAACACUGGGAUUUGCCAUCUAGCGUGUUAAAAAGCCGUACAGAGCUUCGGGUUGAGUUUUGGCGGGAAUACUUCUCAAGUUGCAUCUUAGAGUCUGCCAUGAUGGAUGAAGUUUUGAAUCCAUUUCUUCAAAAACAGGCCUUCUUAUUUCUUUGAUGAAAAUUUACAGCAACAUUAUUUUAGAGGAGAAUUUGUGACUCUACAUUGGAUAUUUAUUAUUUUGGAAUACAUUCAUUUCCGAGUCGCCGAGCGGACGGCGACCUUGCAAGGACAUCAUGUUGAAAUUUGUGAACAAAUCUCCAAGUCCGAAAAUUAAUGGAUCACCCAUCCAUCACCAGAAAAGAAUGUCAAUAACGAACACUGGUUCACUGGGAAAAACAUUCUACAUAGAUUUGAAUCAGAAUUAUGAUGAGGCAUUGGUAUACCAAGAUGGCAUCCUUUCAUCCGGGACGCUGGAAGCUUUCGUACAGCAUCUCGUUCCCACGGCAACAUACUACCCAGAUAGGACGUACCUGUUUGCAUUCCUGCUCACAUCAAGGUUACAUAUCAAACCGCACCAGCUUCUCAAUGAUGUCUGCCAGGUGUGCAUUAGACAACAGAGGCUAACGUCGAAGGACGUCGACAGAGAGGCCAUCAGGAAGUUCGGUCCGAAUCUCAUGCAAUUGCUCAGUGAGUGGACUGAGACAUUUCCAUACGACUUCAGGGACGAGAGGAUGAUGAGACACCUCAAAGACAUCACCCAGAAGUGCAUCGCCAUCGACCCCACCCUCAGGAAAAGUGCCGGACAACUCAUGCAGGGCUUAAUAAGAAGGCUUGCCACGUUAGAGAAAUACGAGGAUGUGUUAGCGAGGGUCAACACGGCGGCAUCAGAGAGGAUGCACGCCCUCCGAGCAAACCCGGCAUCUUUCCAGAUGAACAUCAUGGAUGUCUGCCCGCAUCCACAUGUCCUAGCGCAACAGCUUACCCACAUAGAACUGGAGAGAUUGACGAAUAUUGGGCCAGAGGAGUUUGUGCAAUCUUUCAUCAAACAAACUGAAUCUGAUACUCAAACGGUAAAGUUCCAGGACCUGAAGAGGACCAAGAACCUAGAGGCUUACGUGGAAUGGUUCAAUCGCCUGAGUUUCUUGGUAGCGACGGAGGUCUGCAUGCACAUAAAGAAGAAGCACAGAGCUCGCCUCAUCGAGUACUUCACCGAUGUCGCCAGGGAGUGCUUCAAUAUCGGCAACUUCAACUCUCUUAUGGCAAUUAUGUCUGGUCUUAACAUGAGUCCUGUUGCGAGGUUAAAGAAAACGUGGAACAAGAUCAACACAGACAAAUUUGACUGUCUAGAGCACCAAAUGGACCCCACAUCCAACUUCUCGACGUACAGACAAUCAUUGACAGCCGCCAUGCAGAGAGCAAUGAGCGCUCAGGACGGCGCCUGUGAUAAGAUAGUUAUCCCAUUCUUUAGUUUGCUCGUCAAGGAUCUUUACUUCCUCAACGAGGGCUGUAACAAUAAGAUGCCUAAUGGAUACCUCAACUUUCAGAAAUUCUGGCAGCUUGCGAAGCAGGUGACAAACUUCAUAACGUGGAAGUCUGUAGAGUGUCCGUACCCUCGGGAUCGACAAGCCCUUAAUUAUCUCCUCACCGCACCUGUAUUCUCUGAAAAUUCUCUCAAUCUUGCCUCGUACGAAAGCGAAAGUCCAGAAACGGAUUUCGAGAAGACCCAAUACAAGACCCUCAAGUUGCAAUGCACGUCAACGACGUCAUCAAAGUCAUCAUAGGUAUGGUUGCCAUGGCAAUGGCUGAUGCUAUCACAUCUCACGAGAGCGAACUCUUGAACUGAAAUCAGUUGUACGAAGGAACGGACGGAGCUACCGGUGGGUUGGUGGUAUCAGCAUGAACUGCGGGUUUUCCCCAAGAGACUCCAAUUCAUCCAUAUAAAAGAUGGAUGGAGAGUGAAUGUUGUUUGCCAGCAUCUAAAAUGUUUAGGAAUACCAAAGCAGGAUUGGAAACACCAAUCACCAGUAUGAUGAGAUCUGGAUGACCCGAGAUGCACCAUGACGGAGCAAAGAGAGUACUUUUCAUGACAGAAACCUGAUAAAAUCAGAAGCUUGAACGAUAAGACUGAUGAAUGUAGAGAUUUAAACCCUUAUGUGGAGGGGGAGAAUGGCACAAAUAAGAUGAUGCGUAGUUGAACACAAGAUUGUCUCUUUGAAUGCCUGAUGCAAUCCUGAUCAAGAUGAGAUACUGGAAGACUUGUAACUCGUGAGGAUGCGGGCGGUGAUUAACUUCGCGGAUCCAGUGUCGUCUGAUGAUGGAAGCAAAGAGUUUUUCAGGAAGUAGAAAGAUCUGAUGCAAUCAUGAUAUUAACCUCCAGGAGAGGAAAACUGCCUUUUAGCAUCAGACGGGAAAUAGAUUUCCUCUACUAUCUGAAAGAACUCUAAAA
This is a messenger RNA of Lytechinus variegatus (green sea urchin), 5443 nucleotides long. Its product is annotated as ras-GEF domain-containing family member 1B-like. The record is from RefSeq and is a predicted model, not a curated record. Lineage: Eukaryota; Metazoa; Echinodermata; Echinoidea; Temnopleuroida; Toxopneustidae. The transcript has 13 exons. Gene Ontology annotation, cellular component: plasma membrane. Gene Ontology annotation, biological process: positive regulation of GTPase activity; Ras protein signal transduction. Bases 3291 to 4778 code for a protein of 495 amino acids. Gene Ontology annotation, molecular function: guanyl-nucleotide exchange factor activity.